AUGAGAUUAUCAACGAUAGCGGCUGGCGUCAUUGCCUGCCUGGCCACCGAUGUUGCUGCCACAGCCCUGACAUACAAACUCGACGCCAACGAGAAAGCGUGUUUCUACACAGAGACCAAGAAGGAUAACGAGAAGAUUGCAUUCUACUUUGCUGUCCAAUCUGGUGGUUCAUUUGAUGUCGACUACCUUGUUGAAGGCCCCAAUGCAAAGGUGAUUCUCAAGGGCGAAAAGGAGCGCCAGGGCGACUUCGUUUUCACUGCCCAGCACGCUGGUGAAUACUCCUUCUGCUUCGACAACGAGAUGAGCACCUUUGCCGAGAAAUACGUCGACUUCGAGAUUGCGGUCGAAAAUGAGACGCGAACUGCUCAAUUGCCCUCCAAGCAGGGCACGUCACCCGAACAGACAUCUGUCCUCGAAGACUCCAUCUUCAAGAUUUCGAGCCAGCUUUCCACAAUUUCACGAAACCAAAAGUACUUCCGAACGCGUGAGAACCGCAAUUUCUCGACUGUCAACAGCACGGAGAAGCGCAUCGUCAACUUUAGCAUGAUUCAAAUCGGCCUGAUUAUCUGCAUGGGUGCUUUACAGGUGUUUAUUGUCCGGUUCUUCUUCCAAGGCGCGCGCAAGGGCUACGUUUAA
Pochonia chlamydosporia 170 is the source of this 636-nucleotide messenger RNA. Its product is annotated as emp24/gp25L/p24 family protein. The record is from RefSeq and is a predicted model, not a curated record. NCBI's taxonomy places the organism in Eukaryota, Fungi, Ascomycota, Sordariomycetes, Hypocreales, Clavicipitaceae. Gene Ontology annotation, biological process: protein retention in ER lumen; endoplasmic reticulum to Golgi vesicle-mediated transport; Golgi organization. The transcript has 3 exons. Bases 1 to 636 code for a protein of 211 amino acids. Gene Ontology annotation, cellular component: endoplasmic reticulum-Golgi intermediate compartment; COPII-coated ER to Golgi transport vesicle; endoplasmic reticulum.